Pimephales promelas (fathead minnow) is the source of this 1938-nucleotide messenger RNA. NCBI's taxonomy places the organism in Eukaryota, Metazoa, Chordata, Actinopteri, Cypriniformes, Leuciscidae. The record is from RefSeq and is a predicted model, not a curated record.
CUCUGAUGGUCCAGAUCAACGUGCUGCAAGUACUUUGAAUCACUAGCGGCGCCAGGAUUUUGAUUGUAGGUGGGCCUUCAGAAAACUGGAUGGGCCCGUCCGUAAGGCAAAAAAAAAAAUCCCCUUCAUAUCCGUUUCAGCGCUUUUCUGCGGCACUGUGGACAGCGACUCAGUCAUGUCCAGGUCAUGAUGAGCUGCUGAAUGUCUUCAACACAUAUCGAUCCCAGUGCUGAUCUGUUUUCAAUGGCGGUUUAGCUGCAGUGUCAGAGGAGCGAGGAAAUCACUCUCUCUCUCUCUCUCUCUCUCUAAGAUGAAUCUCUCGGAGAAACCGAGUGAAAUAUUAGACUCACACGUGUCCAGCUCUGUGUCUGUGAAGAGUGACCAUUCAAAAAAUGAUGGACCAACCUUCAGUGAGAAAAAAACAUCAUCUACCAAAAGAGUAAGAGCAGGCUCAUAUUUGUCCUCUGUGUCUAUGACGAGUGACCAGUCAAAAGAUGAUGGACCAACCUUCCGUGAGAAAACACCAUAUAACAAAAGUGAAAUAUUAGACUCACACGUGUCCAGCUCUGUAUCUGUGAAGAGUGACCAUUCAAAAAAUGAUGGACCAACCUUCAGUGAGAAAAAAACAUCAUCUACCAAAAGUUGGGAUUGUUUCAACGCUCUGGGAUCGUGUUUGAGUUGCGCCGUGAGGGAGAACGCGCUGGAUUUCCACUGGAGGAAUUGCGUCAUCAGGGACUCUUCACUCAAGGGACUCUUCACUCAAGAAACUCUUCACGUUCGGCUUUCAUCACUGCACGGAGUUUAUGAAAGAUCAUCCUCACAUUUGUCCUCUGUGUCUAUGAAGAGUGACCAGUCAAAAGAUGAUGGACCAACCUUCAGUGAGAAAACACCAUAUAACAAAAGAGUAAGAUCAGGCUCACGUUUGUCCUCUGUGUCUAUGAAGAGUGACCAGUCAAAAGAUGAUGGACCAACCUUCCGUGAGAAAACACCAUGUAAUAAAAGUGAAAUAUCAGACUCACACGUGUCCAGCUCUGUGUCUGUGAAGAGUGACCAUUCAAAAAAUGAUGGACCAACCUUCAGUGAGAAAAAAACAUCAUCUACCAAAAGAGUAAGAUCAGGCUCAUAUUUGUCCUCUGUGUCUAUGAAGAGUGACCAGUCAAAAGAUGAUGGACCAACCUUCAGUGAGAAAACACCAUGUAACAAAAGUGAAAGAUUGUUCUCACGUGUGUCCAGCUCUGUAUCUGUGGAGAGUGACCAUUCAAAAAAUGAUGGACCAACCUUCAGUGAGAAAAAAACAUCAUCUACCAAAAGAGUAAGAGCAGGCUCAUAUUUGUCCUCUGUGUCUAUGAAGAGUGACCAGUCAAAAGAUGAUGGACCAACCUUCAGUGAGAAAACACCAUGUAAUAAAAGUAACAAAGGGCAAAAUACCACAGUAAAUAUUGGUGCAGAAUUUAAACGGUGGGAAGCUCUAAAAGCACAGAAGGAAUUGAAGAGUGAUGUGGAACUGGCAACUUUUCUUCUCAACAGGGUUCAAUCUGUGAAAUCAGACUCAGAUUUGAAGAAUCAACGCUUCCGCAAGAAUUUCAAAGAAAAUCUCCUAUGGAUCUUCAAGCUUCCGGUUAUGCCGUCAUCUACUACAUCAUGGCGCAUCACCAAUCAGGAUUGGACGGAUUUCAUUCAUGCUUCAGACGUGUUACGCUGGGGGAGUUCCCAUAACCCAAGACAUUUUUGCCUGUUCAUCUCUUUUCAUGUCUUUUCAUUUUUGUAAUCAAUUGGUCCUAGUUCCUGGUGUCGUCUACAGAUGACAUAGCAUAAUAUUGGAAUACUUUCAAUUUCCUUUUCAAAAAUGUAUUUAUCCCAUUUGUUUCUUACGAAAGAACUUUCAUAAGAAAGUAAAGAAAGUUUCUGAACUUUUUUUGUUUUUUGGUUCUCAGCAGG